AGUACUAGCAUUUCUUGUUUCUCUAUCUUUCCUUCGCUAUGCCUAGUUUUACGCCCAUUACAGAGACUGUUACGUCAUGCGCACUGCCACCAGCCGAGAAGGACUUCUUACGGCCAGUGGAGCUGGUGUGUACGGAUAUGGACGGCACUGUGUUGGGACCUGACCACAGCAUUCACGAGGUCACUUUCGAGAAGAUUCACCGAGCACAGAAAUUGGGAUGUGCUGUUAUCCCCGCCACUGGACGAUGUAGGAUGUCGGCGGCGAAAUGCUUCUCUAAGGGAGGGAUCGAUCUAUACUCUCUUCCCGGUGUCUAUCUCAACGGCUGUGUCGUCUACGAUGAUAAGGGCAACGUUGCAUCGAAUGUCGUGCUUGACUACCAAAUAGUAUGUGAUCUGGUGAAUGGGCUGCGUCACCAAAGAGAGGUGAUACCUCUCAUAUGCAGUGGCGAUCGAGUCUUGGCGCCUUUCACUAACGAUUUCGUCAAGUGCAUGGAACGGAUGUUCGAUGAUCCUACUCCUGAAGACUGUGGUGGCUACGACGGUCUACUCAGGAAGGUUCGUGAGGAUUCUAUUCCGGUUCACAUGAUCCAUGUUAUUACUCCCGAUCCUGAAUACCUGAAGUCGGAAGUUGUCGGACGAUUGAAGGGAUUCGCCGCGUCUCAUGGAUGCGCCGCAGCUCAGUCUUUGUCAUUCCUCUGCGAUAUUAUACCGGCAGCAGCAAAUAAGGGAUACGGCAUUCGUGUUUUGAAGGAGCGCCUUGGAUAUAAUUCUAUUGCUUGCAUUGGCGAUGCAAUGAACGACAAGGAGAUGUUACAGAAUGCUGAUGUACCUGUUGUUAUGGGGAACGCGAUGAAUGAAAUUAAGACUCUAGGUAGACUGAAAGUGAACGCCAACGAUCACGCAGUUCUCCCGGGUGUGGCUGAUUUGAUUAGUCGAAUAAUAGCCGCCAAGCAAUAAUACUGUUGCGCAUGCGUGCAUAUUCUUUGUCCUCUUGUACAGUAGCACUAAGUGGCUUCCUUUCUAUCCUUCGGCACUUCACCCAGAUCGCGGCAUCAGCGAUUCAGUGUUUCUCG
Messenger RNA from Perkinsus marinus ATCC 50983, 1072 nucleotides. Its product is annotated as Protein cof, putative. The transcript is spliced from 9 exons. Gene Ontology annotation, cellular component: cytosol. NCBI's taxonomy places the organism in Eukaryota, Perkinsozoa, Perkinsida, Perkinsidae. The record is from RefSeq and is a predicted model, not a curated record. Bases 39 to 956 code for a protein of 305 amino acids. Gene Ontology annotation, molecular function: phosphatase activity; magnesium ion binding.